GGGUCAGAGUUGGGUGCAGCUCCACCAGAGAAGGAAGCGGUGUUUCCGGCUGUUUGCAGCGGAGGGAGAGGAUUGCUGACGCCGCGAAACCCCGAGAAAAACGCCGCCGGCUCGGGGGGGCUAACAGUUUCUAGCAUCGGUAGCUAGUGGUCGUUUUCUUUCAUACUGGGGGAUCUGGGGGCUGGUGAUUUUUUUUUACGAGCCGAGGGGUCCGGACAGCAAACCGAGCACAGAAGCUGCGCAAGGCGGGGGUGAGCCACCAGCUACCGGCAUGGCCAGGGACUACGAUUACCUCUUCAAGCUGCUCAUCAUCGGUGACAGCGGAGUGGGCAAGAGCAGUCUCCUCCUGCGAUUUGCAGACAACACAUUUUCAGGUAGCUAUAUCACCACGAUCGGCGUGGACUUUAAGAUCCGGACAGUGGAGAUCAACGGGGAGAAGGUGAAGCUACAGAUCUGGGAUACAGCAGGGCAGGAGCGCUUCCGCACCAUCACCUCCACAUACUACAGGGGAACACAUGGGGUCAUAGUGGUAUACGACGUCACAAGUGCAGAGUCCUUCGUCAACGUCAAACGAUGGUUACAUGAAAUCAACCAGAACUGUGAUGAUGUGUGCCGGAUAUUAGUGGGAAACAAAAACGACGACCCCAACUCCAAGGUGGUCGAGACGACUGACGCACAGAAGUUUGCCGAGCAGAUGGGGAUCAACCUGUUUGAGACGAGUGCAAAAGAGAACAUCAAUGUUGAAGAGAUGUUCAACUGCAUCACAGAGCUAGUGCUAAGAGCCAAAAAGGAGGUGCUAGCCAAGCAGCAGCAGCAGCAACAGAACGACGUGGUCAAACUCACCCGGAACAGUAAACGAAAGAAAAAAUGCUGCUAGCAAACUCGAAGCCAUCCAGAAAGGGCCGGCGGCGUCUUUUCUUCACACACGCAUACACACAAGAUGGGACUCAGAGCAUCUAAAUUAAAGAGCAGAUAAAGAUUUAAUAAAUAUACAGUGAAAGAUAAAAAAAAUAAAUGGGAAAAAAAAUGUCCCCUUUGGACAAACUAAUCAUGAAGACUUAAAAAAAUGUACAGAUUUUAUUAGACGUCAGAUCAAGUUUUAUUUGGAAUUCAGCAGAUGGGCACUAUUGACCUGAGGUCCUCCUUUCUUAAAGGAUCUGCAAGCUGACAACUGAUCGCCAUAAUGCUCAGAUUUAUAUCCACAUAAUCCCCAUAUUCUUCCAUCAGUAUCUCAUCUCUCCUUCUCAUUCCACUGCACGCGGGACAUUUAGAGUCGAGCUAGACUCUGCGCCUGAGGAGAAGGAGGGCUCACCUUUUUCUGGAUUUAUUCUUUUCUUUCUAAUUUUCUUUUCUUUUUUGGGGGGGAUGGGGGGGGCGUCUGAGUAAGAAUGGAGGUCUCACCACCUCUCUAGAGUUUCAACAUUUCAGACACUUGUUUUACCACGGCUCACGCCAAGAGAUGAACUGCUAGAUUUUGUUUUAUUUGACUUGAUAGGGAAAAAAUCACACAGAUGAUGAUGAUGAUGAUUGGUAGACGACCUUUAGCAACUAAUCCGAUGGACAGAACUGGUGACUUCUCAUGUUUUGUUUUUCUUUGUCUAUAUUUUGCCAAGCUUCCCACCCUCUCCCCUCUAUCCUACAGUAGUGCUGAGCCAACGAUUGAUUAUAUGUAUUUCUUUUUUAUAUAUAUAUAUAUAUAUAUAUAUUUGUGCGGCAGAGCAGUUGAACCACUCCUGGGACGUCAGGCUCUGAAAGUACCAUUCACUGCAGUCUUACUACGCUUCAGAGCUUGCUUUUAAACCUUUUCCUCCAUCUUUUUUUUUUAAAAUAAUGAUACUGCCAAUAUUAUAGAAAAAAAUAUUAAGAGCUCAGUGACACCUCUCAUUGGACUGUUGCCAUAGUGGCCCCUGGUUGGCCAAGAUGCAGGGUGAAUCAGGGUCUGAUGGGACCCUGUUGAGUCCUCAGGAAGCGCUCAGGGCUGCCCUCCUUCCCUCUCCCUAUUUCCCCUCUGUAUUUCUGCAGCCACUGGCCUUCUUUCCCUUGGCGCUCACAUAUCAGCACUCUCACAGCGACGGACUCACCUCCUGUAUUUGGUCCAUCAGUGGGCACGAGGAGGCUCUCUCGUAGAUGUCGCGGAGACCUCCAAUCCAUAGCAGACUGGUUUUUGCCCUUGUUUUUGAGCAUGUAACAAACACUUUGUUUGAUGUGGUAUGUAAAAGGUAAUGCCUGACAUGCAUUUAGACUGUCAAGGAUUUACUGCAUUUUCUCAGUUUGCUGAGUUGACAGUUGACUAACAUUACAGUCUGAUGUCAUGCUUUUCUCUAUCACAACCCCCUGCUACGUGCUCAACUGAAGUGUUACCGGACAGUGUUUUUGGCAUCCAUGAUGGGAGUGUGGCAGACAGUGGGACUGUUAAUGUGGGGAUGAACUGCAGCACUGGAUCCCAGUGUGUUCGGGCCUGAGCUCCUCUCCCUCUCCAUGUUCAGGGUUUGUCACAGAGGCCGAAGCAUCGUACAGUGUCUAUUACUGACAUAUUUGUUUUCUUUAUUUUGAAUUGGGAGAGUAAUAAAUGGAGAGAGCUGUAGGUAUUGGCUAAGCUUCUGUUGGAAACAUUGAGUUUUCAUCCACUGGGCAGACUGGCAGCCAGUUUGAGAUCCUGAUACACGUUGAGAGGUCACUGUGACCUCCAGGGCCUAGGAAUAGUAUAAAAUCUCACUUUAUGAUUUCUAUUCAUUACGUGUAUGUAUAUAUAAAUAUAUUUGUGUGUUUAUAUUCAAUAUAGAACAUACACAUAAUUAGCACACCAAACUGUGCAUGUGUUAAACAUGCCUCGUGUGCUAUGGUUGAAACACACUCGUCAGCUGUGGUUUGCUGUACACUGGAAAAAAAGAGAUGUACUAUUCAUUUUUCCCUACAUGAAUUUAAUCAGUAAUAAACGUUUUAAAGGAAUAAAUAUUUGACACAUAAUGACUGAUCUCAUUUGUCAGUGCUUUGAGACUUGGUCUUAACUUCAUUUUCAACCUGUGUCUUUUUAUUUUUUGCUAUCUGUGAAUAAAAUUGUAUGUGAGGAAGUGUG
Siniperca chuatsi (mandarin fish) is the source of this 3076-nucleotide messenger RNA. It is a transcript of the gene rab35b, whose product is annotated as RAB35, member RAS oncogene family b. Gene Ontology annotation, molecular function: GTPase activity; GTP binding. The record is from RefSeq and is a predicted model, not a curated record. The coding region runs from base 272 to 877 and encodes 201 amino acids. Gene Ontology annotation, biological process: endocytic recycling. Gene Ontology annotation, cellular component: endosome membrane; plasma membrane. Lineage: Eukaryota; Metazoa; Chordata; Actinopteri; Centrarchiformes; Sinipercidae. The transcript is spliced from 6 exons.